UGAGCAGCACAGAGGCAGUCUGGCAGGCUGUAGAAGGGAAGUCUGUUUAAUAGAGGAACAGCUAACUGUAAAAGCAAAUCAAGAAAUGUUCCUCUUGCUGCAGGUAGGAGGUAGGUGUGGAUGUGAGCAGUGGUGUUAGACCCCCUGCGAGGUGCAGCUUGGAUGGACGUAUAACCAGACCUGUUUCAUCAAAGGAAAGCAGAAAUUCUGUGAUGGCUGCAAAAUCCAAGAAAAGUUUAAGAGGCUCCAUUGAUGACGUGCUGGGUGAUCUUCUGGGAUAUGAUGAUGAAGUCCCUGUUAAAUCUGCUAAACCUUCCCAGCCAGCUGUUGUCAGCAGCGGGAGAGCCCGGGGCACCAGCUUGCAGGCCGGCAAGAAGUCCUUUCUGGAGGAUGAUUUCUUCAGCAAACUCCCUGCAGAGGAUGUGGAAGCCUCAGAGGGAUCCAGUGUUUCCGAUGCAGACCCACAAGCUGUGCUGCAAACCCUGAAGGACAUGGAUGACAUGGAAGCUGAUCUCCUGGGAAUAUCAAAACCCAGUUCUGGGCGCGGGAAGGCAGCCACAAAAGGUGCUGGGAAAUGCGACUCCUCAGAAGGAGCAGUAAAAACGUCAGGGAAGGUGCCAGCUCCUGAGAAAGAAGAGUCUGCACCUGUGACGGAAAAGAAGCCGCUCUCAUCCCCACCUGCUUCCCGACCGUAUAAGAAAUUUAACUUUGAAGAUUUAGACGAUCCUUUAGCUGGGCUUUUAUCUGAUGAGGAGCAAGAUGCUCCCAAGAAGCCACCUCCAAGAGGCUGUGAAGGUGUCCCUGAGAAAAAAACAGAACCAAGCAAAGACAAAGAGCCACCCCCACCCCAGACACCCCUUCACGCGGCAGCCCCAGUCCGGAGGAGGGAGGAGCUCACAUUUGAAGAUGAUGGUGAUGACCUGAUGGAUGCGCUGGGAUUUGGUAACAGCCCAAAAGGAGACCAGAAGCAGGGAAAGAAGGCAGAAGAGGAGGAGGUGCGUCCAGCCCGCUCCAAGCUGGAUGAGUUACUGGGAAGAGGCUCCGUCGCCAAAAUCCUGGAGCGGCCAGGCAUGGGAGAGGGCAAGGAGUUCAAACUGGAUAAGAAAUACCAAAAGCAGCCAGAGAAGGAAGAGGGCUGGGAUGAGGAGGAAUUUGUCUUUGGAGCCUACCAGCCCACGGUGGCCUCCACGCCCGAGGGCAGGCCGGCAAGGAGGCAGUCUGUGAGGUUUUCAUCUGAGAACGUCAGCGAACCGAAACUGGACUCACGCUCCAAACCUCCUCCUGCAGCCAGCCAGAGCCCCGUGCGGGCCAGCAGGGCUGGGGCUGACUGGCUGGGCCUGAAGGAUGAGGACUUCAUGGAUUCGGAGCCAACAUCUCCAGCUAAGGCCAGUCCUGUGGUGAGCUCCCGCCAGCUCCCGGCCACGGAGGGAGAAGCCCCUAAACCCACCUGUGUGGAAGAGGAGAACUGGCUGAGUGCUGCUUUGUCUCGCAAGAAAGCCCAAGCACAGGCAAAGGCCCAGGAGAGAAGUGCUGCGCCCUUGGAGACCCCAAGCAAAAAAACAGACCCCCACCCUCCGUCCAGCCAGCCUACCAGCACUGCAGGAGCACCACCGCAGGCAGCUGCCCUGCAGGACAAGGCAGCGAGCACAGACAGCUCUGGGCACCCGGUCCCCUGGCUCAGCACUGCAACACAAGCUUCAGCUCACCCGUCGGAGCCUGCAAAGGGAGAUCCCCCAGGAGGUGCCAGCGCCAACGGCCCUGCAGCAGCAUCCCCAGCAAAGCAGGAGGUGCUGGGCCCUGCCCCACUUGCUCAGGUUACCACCCCCAGGGUACCCCUUCAGGCUACCCCGCAGCUGCAGGCUGAUUUCCAAGCCCAGGGCUUGCUGCACGAGAGGAGGCCGGGAGCUCCCUCAGCACAGGUCUAUCAGGAUGUGACGGGCUGUCAGGCAACACUGCUCAGCACCCAGGCCCGUGUGGUGGAGCUGGAGAGCCAGGUCCGGAUGCUGGAGCUGGAGCGGACGCAGCACAAACUGUUGCUGGAGAGUCUCAAGCAGCGGCACCAGGAAGACCUGGAUCUCCUUGAGAGAGCACACAGGAGCCAGAUAAAGGUGGUGGAGGAGACUUACGGGCAGCGAGAGGAGAGGCUGCGGCGGGAGAAGGAGCAGCUGGCGGCCCAGCUGCUGUCGCAGAGCCAGGACGCAGAGCGGGCCCGGGCAGAGCUGGUGGCACAGCACCAGCAGCGUGUGGCCACGCUGGAGCAGCAGAGCGCACAGGAGCUGGAGCGGCUGCGAGAGCUGCAGAGGUCAUCUGUCCAGGAGAUGCGCAAAGACCACGAAGAGCAGCUCCAGCGGCUGAAGCGGCUGAAAGACCAGGAGAUCGAUGCAGUGACCAGCGCCACUUCGCACACCAGGUCUCUGAAUGGUGUCAUUGAGCAGAUGGAGAAGUUCUCCAGCGACCUGCAUAACCUCUCGCACAAGGUGGAGGCCACGCACCACACCACCUCCCAGGAGCUGGCCAUGGGGGCACGGCAGCGGGACGAGCAGCUCAGGGUGCUCCAGGACAGGCUGUCGCAGCAGCAGAGGGAUAUGGAGGAGGAGCGGAGCCGACUCCAGGAGGUGAUCGCCAAAAUGGAGGCCAGGCUGAGCGAGCAGACUCGGCUGCUGGAGCAGGAGCGAUGGAGGGCGACAGCAGAGCAAUCCAAGGUGGAAUCGCUGCAGUACUCGCUGGAGGAGCAGCGGCGAGUCAUGACCCAGCAGCUCUCCAUGGAGCGAGCAGAGCUGGAGAGGGCGAAGAGCGCUUUGCUGGAGGAGCAGAAGUCGGUGAUGCAGAAGUGCUCAGAGGAGCGCCGGAAGCUGGCAGUGGAGUGGGCCGAGUUCCACACCCAGCAGCAGCUGAGCAAGGAGCGGAUGGAGCGCGAUAUAGACCGAGCCCUGCAGAUGGACUCCCAGAGAGAGGGCACCAUCAUGAGCCUGGCCAAGGAGCAGGCAGAGCUGAAGAUACGGGGCCGUGAGCUGAAGGCCAAGGAGGAGCAGCUGGCGCGGGACAGGGAGCUGCUGGACGAGGCCUGGCACGAGCUGAGGCUGGAGAAGGAGAAGGUGAAAGGGGCUGCGUUGCGCAUCCGGCAGCGGGAGGAGGAGAUCAAAAGCAUAAACAAGCUCUCAUCCCAGAAGUACGAGGAAGGGGAGCAAGCCCUGCGGGAGGCGUGCAGGCUGGAGUCCGAGCACCAGACCCGGCUGCAGGUCAUGCAGCAGCAUCUGGAACAGCUGAAGCAGCAGGAACAGCGUCUGCACCAGGAGCGGCUGAGCAUGGCUCACCAGAGGAGGCAGCUCGAGCAGCUGCGCGAGGAGCUGCCCAACAACCCCACGCUGCUGCUGCCCACAGACCAGGACCUCGGUGCCCCCACCAAGGGCCUCUCCGGCUUGAGCUUUCCACCUCCUGCUAGGACAUUCCCCGGGCACAGGAGUGCAGGCACGGCCGGCCCCGCGGAGCUCUAUGCCAAACUGCUGCUGCUGAAGCACAGGGCCCAGCAGGACCGCGAUUUCCUGGAGGACGAGCAGCUCUUCCUGGAGACCCUGACGAAAGCAUCCUACAACACGUCGCCUCUGUCAGCCUGAGGAACUGGCUGUGUCCCCUGAGCACACUGCUGGGCCGGGCAAACGUGGGACGAGAGAACACACAAUAAAUAACGCCCGUUUGAAGACAUAA
This is a messenger RNA of Oxyura jamaicensis (ruddy duck), 3705 nucleotides long. It is a transcript of the gene FBF1, whose product is annotated as Fas binding factor 1. Gene Ontology annotation, biological process: cilium assembly; establishment of epithelial cell polarity. The transcript is spliced from 30 exons. Lineage: Eukaryota; Metazoa; Chordata; Aves; Anseriformes; Anatidae. Gene Ontology annotation, cellular component: centriole; ciliary transition fiber; ciliary basal body. Bases 213 to 3614 code for a protein of 1133 amino acids. The record is from RefSeq and is a predicted model, not a curated record.